AUGCCUGCUCACAAGACCUCGCCGAGCUGCACUGACCGCGUCAACGCGAAGCUGGUGAGCUCCUCGUCUUUUCCAGUCCAAAUCCCGUGUGUUUUCGUGUACUGUAGAGGUGGACCGGCCCUGCUCCGACGAGCUCUGGCCACCGGCCAUGGCGUGAGUGGUGGCCUCUGGCCACAAUCUCCCCCCCAGCUCGAUCUGCAGGUGACGAAGAGGGUGUGCUUAGUGAGAACGAUUCGGACUACGAGCAGGGUGAUCAAGGCGAGAGGCGACGGUGGCGUGCAACGGCAUCGGGCGGCGGGCGAUGGCAUCGCGCUCCUAGCGGCUGAUCUCGGACUGAAGAUGGAUAUGACUGAAGAUGGAGAUGGCUAGCGGCAGGGCUGGACUGGAGAUGGCUAGCGGCAGGGCUGGACUGGUGAUGGCUAGCGGCAGGCUUGGAGAGGGCUGGAGAUACCUGGAGAUGGCUAGAGAUGGCGACCUGGAGAGGGGAAAGGAGCAGGCGACCUGGACUGGCGGAGGCGGAGGCGACCUAGGCUUGCGGACAAGUUUUGAAUUUGAAUCCCGUAGUCUACCUUUAUGGGCUGUAAUUAGUUUAAUUCCUUGGACGUUUUUGUAAAAUGAUACAUGUGAAGUGCAUGCGACAACUGUUUCUCUAUUUUUUGGUGACAAUCUCGAUUAACUUUGUCGUU
Brachypodium distachyon (stiff brome) is the source of this 686-nucleotide messenger RNA. RefSeq lists its product as uncharacterized. Bases 1 to 369 code for a protein of 122 amino acids. The record is from RefSeq and is a predicted model, not a curated record. The transcript has 5 exons. Lineage: Eukaryota; Viridiplantae; Streptophyta; Magnoliopsida; Poales; Poaceae.